Molecule: messenger RNA, 2681 nt
Organism: Alosa sapidissima (American shad)
Lineage: Eukaryota; Metazoa; Chordata; Actinopteri; Clupeiformes; Clupeidae
Gene: en2b
Product: engrailed homeobox 2b
Exons: 2
Coding region: 355-1143 (262 amino acids)
Biological process (GO): neuron differentiation; multicellular organism development; regulation of transcription by RNA polymerase II
Cellular component (GO): nucleus
Molecular function (GO): RNA polymerase II cis-regulatory region sequence-specific DNA binding; DNA-binding transcription factor activity, RNA polymerase II-specific
Source: RefSeq, a predicted model, not a curated record
UUUAUUUACGCGUAGUUUAGGCAGCAUACAAAUCGUCGUUAUUCGUUCAGAUUUGAUAUAUAAAGCCUUGCCUUUUGCAGGGAAAUCCAAAUAACACAAAUGAGAUGAAAAGAACAGCCUGCUCUGGAUUUAAAUAGUAAAAGUAUGGUUUUUCUUUGUGAUCACGACCAAAGGCGGCUCUGUGGUAUUUAAAGAAUAUCGUCUUUGGUAAGAGGAUUUUGCGUGUUUCUUUUCUAUUUUUUAAUUAUAAAUAACAAAAAGAAAAGAAAGAUAUUUUGAAACUGGAAUUCGUAUAUUUGUGUGCGGGAGAGCGAGAAAGGGGUUAAAGAUCGAGUGCUGGGAGAGUAUUUCAGAAUGGAAGAAAAUGAUCAUAGCAACAGAGAUGCAGAGCGCCAGGAUUCCGGCGAUGAAUCCAACAGAGCCAUUCUUCCACUAUUACAAGCACCGGCUAACCUUCUUCCACACCGAAUUACCAACUUUUUCAUCGACAAUAUUCUACGACCUGACUUUGGACGCAGGAAAGAGGGGACCUUGAACCGUGAAUCAGGUAUUCGAAGAGGACGGGAGAAUCAUUCUUCGGGUUUAAGACUGGGUCAAGUGGAGGGGACUGUAGCAGAAGAAGGAACUUCGAACCCUAGUUCCAUUAAUGGAGCGAAGAAAUCAAGCAUUGCUGAGGAAGCGCCUCUGAAGCCCCGUGAAGAGAGUGGGGAUCAGUGCCUAAGCUCGGACUCGGAUAGUUCGCAAACCAACAACUCCCCCUCCUCACAGCCCAUGCUCUGGCCGGCCUGGGUGUAUUGUACCAGAUAUUCGGAUCGGCCAUCAUCAGGACCAAGAUCUCGCAAACCAAAGAAAAAAACACCAAGCAAAGAAGACAAGCGUCCUAGAACUGCCUUUACAGCCGAGCAACUUCAGAGACUGAAGGCAGAGUUUCAGACUAACCGAUAUCUUACAGAGCAACGACGGCAGAGUCUGGCACAAGAACUUGGUCUUAACGAAUCUCAGAUCAAAAUAUGGUUUCAAAACAAGAGGGCCAAGAUCAAGAAAGCCACCGGGGGCAAGAAUUCACUAGCAAUCCAACUGAUGGCACAGGGACUCUACAAUCAUGCCUCAAGUUCAAAAGAAGACAAAUCAGACAGUGAUUAAUGCCAGACAAAAAAAUUAAAUAAUAAAAUGCAAUAAUUUAAAGGGCCAGUGUACAAAAAUACCAGCGUUUAUGCGUUUGAAAUAUGUAUGGAGUACCUAUAAUUCUGCAAUAUUAUGUGUAUAUAGCUUAUAAUUUACAAGUAUGCUGUUGUAAAACAAACAAAAAACGUUUGCAAAUAUUGCUGUAUAAUUUUCUGAAACUUUUUGAACAAGCGCUUUUGAUUGGCACUUGACGUUGACACAUUACAGUAACUAUGAAAUUCAUGCUGAAGUCCAAAGAUUUUUUCUGCUGCAUUCGGGCAACUGUGAUUUAACUACAUGGCAGACGGCUUUGUUAAUGUUAUUUUAUUUCAGUGUUUCCGGUUCCUUGUUUUUAUUAUGAUUGAAUGUCAUUUCUCAAGAGCUGGUAUAUUUAUGUGGCAUUGAUAUGAAGUUUCCCACAAGCUGACAGCAUUGUUGUAUAGACUAGGGUAUUUAUGGGCCAGAGUUGUGGAAGUUGUCAUGCAGUACUCUAGGUUAGGUUAUAUGGAAAGCUGACAUAACUUUAUAACUCCCAAGGCAUCGAAUGCAUAAACUAAUAAAAUUCUGGUAAAACAUAUUUAUGACCUGUUGUAACUUGACGCACAUCUGGUGUAGAGUUCUAUUAGUAGAAAGAAUGUAAAAUUUCAUUUUAAACGUACGAUGCCAGAGGAGGCUUGUAUGAUAUAUGAUAUAGUUUUAUGAGAAAAAGCAAUAUUUUAACCUCUCUUAUAAAAAAUAAACAGGUUUAAGUUCAUAAUGUGCCGAAAUGUAGCUAAUGAUUUAAACUACCAAGUUAGAUAUUUGACUAUUGACCUGAACGCACCAGAAUAAAAAAUUAAGGACACAAACACACAACAUAUUGCAACAACGUAUUGCAAUUUUAAAUACUGAUACAUUUUUGACAUGCAUAUAAACUCUUGAUCCAACUGAUUAGGUCUACCGGUACUUCAGUGUUUUUUUAUUGUUUGAAACGCCGCCAAGAAAAAAAAUUCUGAUGCUCAGAUGUUGCUUUUUCAGAGAAGGAACGGAUGUGUUUACAUUGCUUAUUUAUCUCGCAAUAACUUCUUUUAUUGAUGAAAAAUGUGAGGCCUUUGCAUGAAAGCUGCAAUUAGUCAUAACCUACUUCACAAAACAAGGAAUGAGUGUGGCAUUCAGUUGCAGAUGGAAUCAGUGUUAUGCGAUGCUCAUGGUGUGCAGUGUGUUAAUUGAACAUUUUAAAAGUGUGUAUGAAUUGAGACUCACCAAACGAACACACUUUGCCUUAAGUUCUUUAAUGAACUUUCCUGUGAGAACUGUGGUCUAAAAAAAUCAUUUUUAAAAACCCCACCCUUUGUAUCAAUAAUGGGCCAUUGCCUUCAGUUCAUAACAGAAUACAAAAAAGAGAAACAAACCAUUUGAUGUGUAAUGUUUUUUAUUAUUAUUUCAAGUGGUUCUCUUUGAGGAAAGCAACUGUACAUAAUUUUAUAUAAUGUGUGUAUAAUUGCAGCCUGAGAACUGAAAAACGAGUAAAGAAAUAA